Paramisgurnus dabryanus is the source of this 2367-nucleotide messenger RNA. Its product is annotated as nucleotide-binding oligomerization domain-containing protein 1-like. Lineage: Eukaryota; Metazoa; Chordata; Actinopteri; Cypriniformes; Cobitidae. Gene Ontology annotation, biological process: regulation of apoptotic process. The record is from RefSeq and is a predicted model, not a curated record.
AUGGCCAAGGUGUCAACGACUGGAAAGACCUGCAGCAUGGCCUGUGCACAACAAUCUGCUGCUGAGUACCUGCAAACAUGCAGGUGUAAACUGGUGACUCAUAUGGAAAAUUAUCCUCUCAUCAUUGAGAAUCUUUAUCAGCAGAAGGUUUUCAAUGAUCAUGAUGUUGAUGCUUUCAAAGCAGAGAGGACAGAGUUUGAUAAAGCCAGAUGUAUACUGGACUGGGUCAUUAAGAAAGGGCAAAAGGCCAGUUAUGAAUUACUCAGGAUUUUGGAUUUCACCCGGAGGAGGACUCUACAUCCUGAUUUACAUCACUGGAUAAGUUGUUUUUCUUUCAGGGAAGAUGCAGACACUGUAUACUUACUUGGGACAAAGCCCUGUCAAAACUACCAGAUACAGCUGAAGAAGAAAGCAGAAGAUAUCCUGAAGAAACAGUGGCAACAGAACGGCAAAUAUCUGCAAAACAAGAAAGAAGCAAACUUCAUUUACGUACCUCUUGUUCUAGAGACAGACGCUGUGGUGAAAACUGCUCACUGCAAAAUAAAAACAAAGUGUAAAAAAUUUAGAAAACUGCGUCCCAAAAAGCUGCGAUCUUACAUCCCUGAUAAACAAGAAGCACUUACACCCGAAGAUCUGCUGAAGUGGAAAGACAAAAACAUCCUGCUGAUUGGUAAACCUGGAAUAGGAAAGACAACAGUUGUCCAGCAGAUACUGAAAACUUGGACAGAUAAAGAUGAUAAAGAGCCAGACUACAUGUUUUACUUUGAUGAAAGUGUUUUGUCUCACAGUUCAAACCUGGUGAACUUAGAAUCCUUUUUGUUUGACAUGAAUUUAAAACCAAAUGAGAAAGACAGAAAAGAAAUAUUUCAAGAUAUUGAAGAAAACUCUGAGAAUGUUGUCAUUGUGUUUGAUGGUAUCAGUUGUUUUCACAAACAUUUCAUCCUGAAGAAGAUCAUGAACCGUGAACUUCUACCCGAGGCAAAGAUCAUAAUAACAUGCAGAUCAGAGCUGGAAGAUGAUCCUCUUUAUUCUGACUGGUGCUCACACAAAGUGUAUGUUCAGGGAUUCAGUGAAGAGUCUAUCAGAAACUACUAUCAGAUGAUGUUGGGUCAUAAUCCUGAUCUUCUGAAUGUUGUGUUGAACAAUCAAGAGCUGUUCAGUCUUAGCUAUGUGCCAGUGUAUGCGUUCAUGACUGCAGUCUUCUUUCUCUUUAAAAAUGACACCGAGCUCAAACAUUCACACACAGUGACGGAAAUGUACAUCCACAUCUUACGUGAUGCUUUGAAGAAACAUGGGAGAAAAACACUUGGACAAAUAGAUCAAUAUAUAAGUGAGAUCAAAGAGCAGCUUUAUUUCAUGAUGAAAAAUGCAUUCAGUGAGACUGAGCAGAAAAGCCUGAACCUUCCAGAGAUCAGCGGUGAUCAAACAGACAUUUGUUCUGUGUUUCUAAAAACGAUCACAAUAAGAGACAGUCCAACAUCUGCAGUGACACACUGUGCAUUUCUUCACAACACAAUGCAGGAAUUCUUCUCCGCUUUGUGGCUUCUCGGGAAUCCGGAUGAAAUUGAGAAAGUCCUGAAACUCUGUCAGACUGAGGAGAAUAAACACAUGAGAUAUGUUCUUCAUUUCCUCUGUGGACUUCUGGGUGAACAUAACAUCAAACUCCUCAAGAGUCUUUUCCCAGAGGAUCAGAUGAAGAAAACAUCAGAUUGGUUGAUUAAGAAACUUUUGGACACUUUCCUUCAGCCUCAGAAUGAUGAUACAGACAUUGAUCUUCUCUAUGUGUGUCAGUGUUUGUAUGAGCUUCAGUCAUCUAAAGCUUGUUUAAUGUUCCUGGAGAAGAUGAACCAUCAGCUGGAACCUGAUGUGAAUCUGGAUCCUCAUCAGUGUUGUGCUUUGUCUUAUGUGAUCAGUCAAUCCAGAGAUAAAGAGGUUUAUCUGAAUUUGGAGGACUGCACCGUCUCUGACACAGGAAUGAAGUUGAUUCUCUCCUGCUCACCAAAGAUCAGAAUUAAACUUUGGGAUGAACCACUAAAGGAAAUAAAAUGUUUACUACAGUUCUUCCAUAAAGUAUCACAGUGCAAACAGAAACAGCAGAAAGAUGAAAUUACAACAUCUUGCUGUUGCACCUACUUUGAUCCAAAUCCCUAUAAAAGACCAGAUCUGAACCGAGCACUGCUGGAUCUUUACUGUCAUGUGAAGGACUAUGAGACUCAAACAGGCAGGAGUUUCCUUCCAGCAUUACAGUCAGUUUAUAUACAGUCAGCACCUCAUGUCUGGAUCAUAAAUCUCUCAGAGAGAAAGUCCUCCAUCCUCCUGGAAGUGCUGAAGCUUCAAACAGAGAAGAAACCAGUAGUUAGAAACUAA